GAGAUUAGGUUGUGCUGUCUAUUCUAUUCUAUUCUCUCACACUCUCAUUCGCACACUCUCAUUCUCUCUCUUUGCGGCUAGGGUUUUAGGUUUCCGCCCUCUCAUUUCCUUCAAUCGUCUUCUUCUCUUUGAUCUCCCUUGCGUUUCUGUUUCGUUCAAAAUGGAAACUUUGCUAGUUUAAAACCAAGAAGUGGUCGAGGCUUUGUGUUUGGGAACGUACGGUGUUGUUUUGGGAUUGUGAAAAACAGAUUCUGAGAGAUGGCAACCAUGAACCCAUUUGAUUUGUUGGGUGACGACGCAGAGGACCCUUCACAGCUCAUAGCGGCCGAGCAACUCAAGGCGGCGGCAGCGGCUGCGGCGGCCGCCGCGGCUCCCAAGAAGGCGCCUGUUCAGCAGAACAAGCCGGCUCAGCUGCCCACCAAGCCUCCUCCUCCUGGUCAAGCCGUUAGGGAGUCCAGAAAUGAGCCUGUUCGUGGAGGCCGUGGAGGUGGACGAGGUGGUGGACGUGGGUUUGGACGUGGUCGUGGGUUUGGUAGGGACUCUUCCAAUGAUGAGAAUUCGUUUCCUGGCACUGGAACUCCUUACAAUUCAGGUUCUUUUGAAGAAGGAGAUGCUGGGAAGUCUUCUGAAAGACGUGGGUACGGUGGACCACGAGGUCCUUAUCGUGGUGGGCGCCGUGGAGGUUUUAGCAAUGGUGAAAGUGGUGAAGGUGAAGAAGGACGCCCUCGAAGAGCAUUUGAUCGUCGCAGUGGGACGGGCCGAGGAAAUGAAUUUAAACGUGAAGGUGCUGGACGUGGUAAUUGGGGAACGCAAAGUGAUGAUAUUACCCAGGAAACUGAGGAAGUUGUGAAUGAAACUGAAAAGAAUUUGGGAGAUGAGAAGCCUGCAGUUGAAGAAGUAGCUGAUGGAAACAAGGAUAAUCCUGCCAAUGACACUGAAGAGAAAGAGCCUGAAGAUAAGGAGAUGACUCUGGAGGAAUACGAGAAAGUGCUGGAAGAGAGAAGGAAGGCCUUCCAAGCACUCAAGACUGAAGGGAGAAAGGUGGACACUAAAGAAUUUGCAUCCAUGCAACCCUUGUCAAGCAAAAAGGACAAUCAUGACAUAUUCAUUAAACUGGGAUCUGAUAAAGAUAAGCGAAAGGAGGCUUUUGAGAAGGAAGAAAAAUCCAAGAAGUCUGUUAGCAUCACCGAAUUCCUGAAGCCUGCUGAAGGGGAAACUUACUACAACCCAGGUGGACGUGGUAGAGGCCGUGGCCGUGGCUCUCGUGGUGGUUUUCGUGGAGGUGUUACCAACAGUGCACCUGCCCCAUCCAUUGAAGAUCCUGGGCAUUUCCCAACCUUGGGUGGCAAGUGAGGUUUCCCAGAACCCUUUUGACAUAUCCUUGUCAUAUUUUCAGUUUUGGGUUCUCAUUUAAACUUAUGCAGGAAAAGAACUACGGUUAUUGGAUUUCCUGGUUCAGAAGGGUCAUUUAAUUAUGUCUUAACAUGUAAAUUUAGGUUGUUCUUCAUACGGUCCUGUAUCCCUUGUAGCCUGUUUCCCCAUAUGCUUUGCUUUUGUCUGCGUUUGACAUGUUUGGGGUAUAUGGUGGGGGGAAGGUGGUAAGAGACAUAAGUGUUGUUGAGUUUCCUUUUCUUCAUAGAUAGACAACUCAGUUUUGCUUCAGAUUUUGGUUUCUUAUCUUCAAUCCCAGUCAAACAAGAAUAAGUUGGAACAUAAGUUGAAGGCGUCCUUGGUUUUCUUUUUUUACCAGGGCUCUUUCUCUGCCUGGUGCCAGUGCCAGUGCUUAGCACUGCCUAAAUUUCUGCUAGAUAGCCUUACAUAAUGAGUUAGAACAUAAUUGGACUAUUCUA
This is a messenger RNA of Vigna radiata var. radiata (mung bean), 1850 nucleotides long. Its product is annotated as RGG repeats nuclear RNA binding protein A. Gene Ontology annotation, cellular component: nucleus; cytoplasm. The record is from RefSeq and is a predicted model, not a curated record. The transcript is spliced from 7 exons. Gene Ontology annotation, molecular function: RNA binding. Bases 259 to 1353 code for a protein of 364 amino acids. Lineage: Eukaryota; Viridiplantae; Streptophyta; Magnoliopsida; Fabales; Fabaceae.